This is a messenger RNA of Styela clava, 2908 nucleotides long. RefSeq lists its product as uncharacterized. Gene Ontology annotation, molecular function: ubiquitin protein ligase activity; protein binding. Gene Ontology annotation, biological process: protein polyubiquitination; proteasome-mediated ubiquitin-dependent protein catabolic process. NCBI's taxonomy places the organism in Eukaryota, Metazoa, Chordata, Ascidiacea, Stolidobranchia, Styelidae. The record is from RefSeq and is a predicted model, not a curated record.
UUUUCUAACAGUGACAAGUGAUUUCUGCAAACGAAAUCACUUUAGGUGAAAAAAACAGAAAGCUUGGCAAACAAGCUGUAUUGAUCAUAAAAAUUGGAAUAAUUAAGAAAGAAUAGUAGAAUCUUAUAGAAUGGAUAAUAAAACGGUGAGAGACAUGAUGAAGAUGUUUCUGGCUUGUCAAAGAUGUUCCCAGUUGUCAAGGAAACUAAAGCAAUUGAAAUGCUCUCAUUCUGUUUGCUCGAGAUGUGCUUUGAGAAACAGAACAAGAAACCUAGAUGCCGGGGCGUGGAUGCUGGAAUGCGUGACUUGUGGAAGAGUUGACAUAUGGAGAGAUGAUAAUGAAGAAUUAUCAGGAUUGACUGAUAAUUUAUUGAUGCAACAAAUGAUGAAGCAAUCAGAAACACAACAGGAACAUUUUUCCGAAUAUUUCAAUGGCAUGAUACACACAAGUACACUGAACUAUUCUUCUCAUCUCGAGAAAGAAAAACAUACUAGAAAUAUCGUAACGGCAGUGAAAGAAAAAAUCGAAAUACAGGAAGCUUUACAAUAUGCAGAGAAACAGAUGAUGAAAUGCCAACAACAGUCGAGAUAUUUGAAAAGUUACGAAAAACGAGUAGAUUCUGUGAAAAAUGCUAUGACGCAGAAGAUUCAUAGAUCAACGGAACUGCUUAUUGCAAAUGUGAUGCAGGAGAAAUUAAGACUGCUAAAUAAACUGGAAGACAUGUUUUGUGAGGAGAUGGAGCCAGUUAUGCAAGCAAAAGAGAACAUACAAAAGCAAAACAACAACAUUAAAAUGUUAACUCGAUGCUGUGACGUAGCUACAAAGAUGCUACAAGAAGGAAACUCAGCAAUGGACAUGAUUGGCUUCAAACAUAUACUUCAGAAAAGCAUAAACAACACAAAAGAAUAUGCCUUGCCUCCAGAAAUCAAAAGAAAAUACAAGACAAAUAUUACCUUAGCUUGUAAUGAAGAUGAAUUUGAAACAAUCGUAAGAAACUACGUGCAUAUCGAAUCUAAGGUAGCAUGCAACAAUGAAAUGCUAAAGCAAAGCGAAACCAAGUCUGACUGCAUGCCAAAAGAUGAUCCCAUUUAUGAUAUACCGCCGGAUGAUAUGAAUCUUGUGAAACAAAACAGAGAAAUAGAAGAAAAACAAGACAUCUUAUAUGAUGAGAUUCCAGCAGAAUAUUACAUUUUUGAAAAUCAACAAACUGAUGAUAUGCCAACUUUCGAUUCUUCAGCAAAAGACUUUCAAUGUUCCCCAGAAACGCAACCCCCACCUAGACCUCCUAAAAGUAAUCAAGUAAAAGAUGCACAUACAAUGAAAAUUAUAACUGCAGAGGAAUUAGCUGCAGAGGUACAAAGCUUCGAACAGCGCCAGUCUGAAUUAAGCGAACAUUCAAGAAGAGAUAGUGUAGACUCUUUUUCAAGUGAAAGUACUGUUGAAACUAUUGAUCAAAAUCAGCAUGAGCCCCCAGAAUUACCCCCACGAACAUCAGUACCGAUUCACAGACCAUUUAUUGUUAAUUCAUCCACAUUGGGAAGGUUUCGCAGCAAAAAUACUGAUAAACUAGCACAAACAGAGAAACGAUUUGCUCAAAGUCUUCGCAGACAUCGUGAAGAAACAGACAGUGGAAUUUCAAACCAGUCAAGUAGCGGAAGUGAUUGCAACAACGAUGAACAAUUUCUUCGUCGUACUGUGAGCAUGAGAAGCUUAACAGCGCUUGGAUCAUGUUCACCACCACAACAAAGAAAAUCUGACAAAUUUCUCUUCAGCAUUGGCAAGCUACGAAAAGCUGGCAAUAAAGAGUCUCAAAUGUUUUCGAGUCCUCCUGAAAUUAAUGUAGACGGUCAGGGCAGAAUUUGGAUUUGUGAUGUUGGGAAUAAUAGAAUACAAUCUCAUGAAGGAACUUGUGGAAACAUGGUUUCAUCUUUUAAAACAGCAUUGAAUGGAGUAACAUUAAAACCCAAGGGGCUAACUACAAUGAGAAAUGGAACAGGGAUAGCUACAAGUUGCGGUAAAUAUGUAAUCAUUUGGAAUGAAGCUGGUAAGUUCUUACACAAAUACGGACCUCGAGCUGACCUUGGAAAAUUAUCUGGACUAGCUGUAGAUUCUCAAGGAAGCCUAGCAAUGGCUGAUGUAGAAAACGUUCAAAUAGGAUUCGAAAACAGUGAAAUAAAAAUAACAGCAAUAGGAGGAUUGAACACUGGAAAAUCAACAUGGCCUGGGAGGAUCGCAAUGAAUACCUUGGAUCAAAUAAUAAUAGCAGAUUACAAUGAACAUAAUAUGAAGAUAUUUAAUGCAGAUGGAUCAUUAGCUGCAAAAUUUGGGCGCUUUGGUACAGAACAUGGACAGAUGAGAUAUCCUUCUGCUGUAGCUGUUGAUAGAUAUAAUAGGAUAUUUGUAGCAGAUGAAUGCAAUAGCAGAAUAACAAUGUUUUCUUGCAAUGGUUCGGUAUGUUAUGGAGAUGUUUUAACAAGACAAGAUGGAAUUAAUUUUCCACAUGCAAUCGCAAUAUUACCAAAUGGAAAUAUUGUUAUAUCUGAUGACAGUAAAUUGGUAAAAGUUUACAAAGGACGAGAAUACAAAGAAUAAAAGUCAAACAUCCUAUUAGAAUUAUGAAAUUAAUGAUAUUUGUUAGAGAAUUUUUUAGAUAAUUAAUUGUGAUAUAGCAAAAAUCCCUUUUUUACUGUUAACCGAAUAACUUAGAACCACAUUUAUUGCAUAUUCAAAGAAUAAGUCUAAAUCAAUUCCAGAUAUUGAAAAUAUACAUGAAAUUCACAGCAUAGCACAAAUUUUAGAUGACUUGAAGUAAUAAAAAAGAAUGAAAUUGCUUUGUAUUUUCACUGCGCUAUUAUUUUAAGUAUUUUUGAUAUUUUGCAUUUGAAUAAUAAAUCAUUAUUAUCAAGA